Molecule: messenger RNA, 2819 nt
Organism: Cephus cinctus (wheat stem sawfly)
Lineage: Eukaryota; Metazoa; Arthropoda; Insecta; Hymenoptera; Cephidae
Gene: Osi2
Exons: 5
Coding region: 1513-2565 (350 amino acids)
Source: RefSeq, a predicted model, not a curated record
AAUCAUUUGAGUAGAGAAAAAGAGUAAUAUUAAGAAAAUGAAAGACGUCCUCAUGCCAAAUCUUGGGACUAAUGAAUCUCUUUCUCUCUUUAAAGCAAAUUUAAUUAUUUUACUCGUUCAGUCAUUCAGUCAUUCAGUCAUGAUCCUUCUCUGGUCCGUUGCGCGGAUAGACGAGUCGAUGAAACAGAUGAUAGCGCGCUUCUCUACAACCCGAUAUAUUCGCAUGCAGAUAUUGCAAAUGCAUCUUCGCAGCGGUCCGUCCCCGACACCUUGGAAGAUCCUCCUUCGCGGCAUUGUUCUGGCAUGUGUGUAUUAUUAAAAAGAAAAAAAAAUACAUUCACAAUAUACUUGGUACUAUCACGUACUCGUACUCAGGGUGAACUCGUGUAUCCGAGGUAAGUGUGCAAAAUCCAAAGAGCACAUUCUUUUCGCCAGUCCUACUGCUUCCCUUCUUUGCACUCAAUCAUGCGAUUCAUUGAUAACAAUUCGCUUUUAAGAUAUUCGCUCCGUCUGAGAUGCAUGAUCGCACCCCAGAGUACAGGUUUUUAUUCUACAUUUGACCUAAUAUUAACUGGAAAGACAAUUUCCAUUCUGGGAAUUUGCAAUUGCCCAACGCCCUGUCACGGACCUUCUGAAACGCAGGAUAUUUCAAAGUUCUGGUAGAGCCUUUUUGCGUUGCGUCACGAUGACGCAUGCUCGCUGCAACAGACUCUUCUGCGCUCGAAGAAAGUUUGAUGACUUCAGAACUCGCGCUCUCGUCCCACUUGGGUGGUAGUUCCGGUCCUGCAUCCUGGGAUUACUUUCACUUUCAAUUUUCACCUUCGCUGUUCAUCCGGAGUGCUGUGCCGUACCUCCCUCACCCUCCUCCUCCUCCUACGAUCUAAGUAAAACCGCGCAUAUAAGCUCCCGCGCGCUUAUUUCGACGCUUCCAACGUGCACGGUAGAGUCUCUUAGUGAAGCCUCGACUAUAUUCCGUCCAUACGUCUUUAAAUUACGGCCUCUCUCAGCUUCAUAGCACUCCUACCGUCACUCUCGCUAUUUGCGUAAACUUGUGCCUGGCCAAGGUUAACGUAGAGCGCGAAGACGUCCUGCGCGACCCAACGGCUGUUAUUUCAUAUCGCGCGGGUCGUUUGUCUUUCCUGAACUCCCCGGGCUCAUUGACUCCGCCGCUCGACCUAACGGCACUCAACACCGCCGCUCGGAGCCUCAGAGCCUCGGAGUCUCGGAGUCUCAGAGUCUCAGAGCCCGCCACACGUUUUAUACGAAACAAACGCCUUGACUCGACAGUCCGACCCGAACACGUUUACGCUCGGGACAGCCAUACCUCGAAUCGGUGCAUCGCUCAGAACGCUGUUCAGAACGGCUCAGAACGGCUCAGAACUGCUCAGAACUGGUGCUCGCCGCGAGGACGCAACGAGGAAUCCGUUGAUCGCAAGUGCGACAGGGUGAUAGAUACCAGUGUUCCGAGGAAGAGUGAAUAACGCGAGGACCAAAAGUUCGGGAGUCGGCAAGAUGCACGGAGCGAUCGAGCGGCGAAUCAAGAUGAGCCGCGCACUAGCACUGAUAAUGCUGAUGUCAGUUGGUAGGUUGGCCAGCGGGCAAUCUAGAUCGAAUGGCGGCAGAGUGACGUUCGUCGAAUCGAGUUCCGAGGAGCGCUCCAAUCGGCAAGAGGAAGCAGCGCCUCCUGGACCGGAAGGAAGGAGGCCCGACGCAGCUCGCGCCGGUCUUGCAAAUGGAACCCGUCAAGGCAAAGACCUCUUCGACUGGAUUGGCCUCGGCACGGGUCAGAAUGUCGAUCCGUACUUGUCAAAGACGAACCGCGCCUGUCUCGAGGGUGACUUGGCCGAAUGCUUCAAGUCCCGCGCACUGCAAUCCUUCUCCGAGUUCUUUGAUCGACCAACCUACAGUUUAAACGAGAACGUGCGAGUGAUACGCAUGUCCAGCGACAUCGUACAGAACGUAAUUCAAAGUCCUUACGAGUAUUCCGGGGCCCCAAGGGCCGAGGAGACGGAAUGGGAACAGCUCGUUAAAUUUGCCGCAAGGAAGGCCGAAAGGUUCGUGAAGACGGUGGCUUUCGAAGUCUCGGUGCCCAAGUGGGUGGCUGGCGAGAACGAGAUUUAUGCGCCGCGAUUCCUAGACGAAAUCGUUGAUGAGAUCGAUACCAUCGAAAAUAAGAAAGACACGCUCUUCUCUCGCAAUCGAUUGAAGAAGCUCCUCAUUCCGAUGCUCGUGGUCCUUAAGCUAUUUAAGCUUAAGCUUUUGCUAUUUUUGCCCUUGAUUCUGGGCCUGGCAUCGUUCAAGAAGUUCUUGGCUUUUCUCGCGAUCGUGAUACCGGGUCUGAUCGGAUUCUUCAAGUUGUGCAAACCACAAAUACAAAACUAUCAGCCGCCGAUCUACUCGCAAAGCGGACUUGGUUUUCCGCAUUACAAGGAAAACGGAAACACUUUCGUGGGAGAUCAUGGCGGAUAUCGAGAAGAGGACUAUCAUCAAGGCUACACUCAAGGAGACAGAGUGUCCUUCGGGCAGGACCUUGCAUACAGCGGAUACAGAGAGUACGGUUCCUAAGGAAGGAUCCAAUCGAUCCGUACGACUCAUUUCUUAAGCGAUUUGACCGAUCACGUCGGAUGCCGGAGAAUGGAAAAAUGGGAUUCUGCCGACACCGGACUCACAUCUCGUCACUCGUAAACGGUCAAUUAUUAUAUAUUCUCAGAGAGUCGGACUGCUACAGAGGAUCCAGCUCGGUCCGUUAUCCGGAAACUGUACAUAGCUUUGACAUACGCAUUCGCGCACCAAUAAACUCUUCUCUACAUUAGCAUAGA